ACCGCCAACCAGGUGGGUGAAGCCAAAAGAAGUACAAGAUGGCGGACUGAGCGUCUGUGGCUUGGAAGUUUAACAUUUAGGAUGGAACAGCUUUAUAGAUUCACAGCUAAUGUCGCAACAGACACCUUAAAGAGGUUUCAUUAAGUUAGGUUCGGAUCGAAAGAGUUAUCUGAAGUGAAGAUUGAAGACUUGAUAGAAGAUGGACGGCUCCUGCUUUGCUAAAAUGACGUCCGCCAAAAGAGAAAGUGAAAGAGAAUCACCAACGGAGGAAAAGACGAAAACUGCAGAUACAGAGAUCCAGAAGCUGAUUGGUCAUCCAGAAAAACUUCACAAUCAUCUGCAGUUGGGGAGCUCCACUUUGAAGCAGACUCCACAGCGCCCCCACAUUAAAGAGGAAGAGGAGGAACUCUGGAUCCCUCAGGAGGGGGAGUGUCUUCUGCGGCCGGAGGAAACAGAUCUCACCGACUUGCCACUGACUGUUGUCUCUGUGAAGACCGAAGACGAUGAAGAAAAAAACCCUAAAUCUUUUCGUCAGUUGGGUCCUGAAGACUUCCGGCAGAUGAUUGGUCAUCCGGAAGAACUUCCUCCUCAGCCUCAGGGGAGGAGCUCCACUUUGAAGCAGGAGGAUCCACAUCCCCCCCACAUUAAAAAGGAAGAGGAGGCAGAUUGUCUUCUCGGGCUGGCGGAAGCUGAUCUCGCCAAGUUACCACUGACUGUUGUAACUGUGAAGACCGAAGAUGAUGAUGAAGAAAAAUCACAAGCAGACAACCUCUUGAGCAGCGAUACGGACUGUGAAGGUGAUAUGAGGACUCACACUGACAACAAACACUCAGAAUGUUCUAUUGAGAAGACCCUUAAAGAAGGUUUGACUUGCUUAGUUUGUGCUAAAGGUUUUUCUCAUAAGGGGAACUUGAAUCAACACAUGAAAACACACACAAUGCAAACCGUAUGCUGUUCAGUUUGUGGUAAAAGCUUCACUCAAAAUAAGUAUUUAUCCAAACACAUGCAAACACACACAGGAGAGAAACUUUUUGAUUGUUCAGUUUGUGCUAAACGAUUUUCUCUAAAGAGGUAUUUGACUGAACACAUGAAAACACACGUGCAAGAUAAAGCCUUUUGUUGCACGGUUUGUGGUAAAAGCUUUUACUCCAAACUAGGUUUGAGUCGACACACAAUGAAACACACGGGUGAAAAAACAUUUAUUUGUUCAGUUUGUGGUAAGAGUUUCUACACCAAAUCCAAUCUCGUAAGACACGAGCGAUCGCACACCGGAGAAAAACCAUUCCGUUGUUCAGUGUGCGGUAAAAACUUUUCCGUCAAGAGCCAUCUCAGUGGCCACAUGAGAACUCACACGGGAGAAAAACCCUUCAGUUGUUCUAUUUGUAGCAAAAGCUUUUUUUACAGACACCGUUUGACUGAACACCACAUGAAGCACACGGGAGAAAAACCCUUUAGCUGCGCAGUUUGUGGGAAAAAAUUCAUCCAGAAGGUGGAUAUAAGAAGACACAUGAGAACGCACACGGGAGAAAGACCUUUUUGCUGCGCAGUUUGUGAUAAAAGAUUUGCGCAGAAGGUAACUAUGAAAACACACAUGAAAACGCACACGGGAGGAAAAAACUAGUUGUCUAAUUUACAUGAUUUUGAAUGCAACUGCCAAACACAUAUGACGCACAGAAGAAAAUCCUUAACACAGGAUUUUAUUACAAACAAGGCAGAUCACAGGGAUCUCAUUACAAUGUUUACUUGAUUGAAAAAGUUAUUUGUGUAGGAAUAGACCGCGAGCACACGUUUGGACACACAGUUUGUGCUAAAAGUGUAGUGUCACAUAUGAGAAGGCACUUAAAGUGAUGGUAUGAUACUAUAUUCCAUGGUACCAACACGCAACAACAACAUAGAUGAUGGCGUAUUCCUCCCUUUUGGAUUAUAGAAGUUUGCGUCAACAAACAUGAACUUGUGUUUGUGUUGUGACAACGUUGUGGAAUAGCGCUUUACAUGCACACAUAAGAAUGAUCAUUUAUUGGUCUUGUCUUUAACAGAUACGCCUAAUCAGAGGAUUCGCAUGUUCUUAUUAACAUUACCAAAAGAACAUAUUUUGUCCCCUAUUAAGGGAAGAAUGGGGAAAGGAAGUGGCUUAGUUUUGGCGCAUACGCAUCUGGGUACUUUGGUGCGAAAGAUGGCGGACUGAGCGGCAGUAGCUUCCUGUAGAGGUUUUGUCAGGUUCAAACACUGAUGACCUCUAUUAAACAAGACAAGAAGCAAGGAAUUAAACAGAGACAGAAUUCAAUUCAGCUCAAUUGAGAAGAAACGCGUAGACACUGUACAGUGAAAGAUUGUUCGCAUCCUCUUUUAGUUGGACUUUCCCUGAUUACAUGGCAACAGCUGUUUCUAAGGGAGGGGGGUCGUAAAUAGCCAUGGCCGUUGGUUACAAAACAGUUCAAAGAAAAGGUCGUAAAAAAAGAUCAAAGAAAAGGUGCCGGGAGGGAGGUGAGGCUCUGCCUCCUCUCCACUCUGUAGCUCUCGGGUCAAGACAAAAUCUUCCUCUGGAUUACAAUACAUGAAAGAAACUGACGCCUUCAUGUCGCUUCCCAUCCUACACAGUAGAGUUUUCCAAGCCUUUUGUUUUGUGAUAACUUAGAUACAAUUAUUCUGACAGAUUUAACAAUAAAACAGCAGUAUGGAUUCACAACAAAUAUUGCUGUAGAUAUCUCAAAGAUUAAUAUUUUGUUACGCACAAAAAGCUGAAGUUGAGUUUGGAGCGAUGGAGUGUUAUCCGAAGUGAAGAUUGAAGCCUUGACAAAACAAGGACAACUACUGCGAUCAGCUAUUCAUUUGCUAUUCAUCCUCACAUGAAUGUCUGUUUGACGUCCACAAGAGUUAAAGGGGACCUGUUGCUUGUAUUUCCACACCUGGCUUCUUCCCGGAAGUGAAAAACAGCGGUGGUCGACCAAGCUAAGACGGCUGUUGUACAAAAAUAUCUGAGUACGCAAGGGGCCUAGAUCUUCCUGCAAAAAAAGCAGAUACGAGCAAAAAAAUCUAUGCAAUCUGUGGUCCAUGUACCACUAGUGUUAGGCCAAAGAAUCACUUGAUUAGAACACAGUGUUUAAUUUACAGUCAGUGUUACUGUUCAAACUGUGUUUACUGUUAGAGUGGCCCAAAAUAUUAAAAAUACUUGUGAAAUAAAA
Nerophis ophidion (straightnose pipefish) is the source of this 3182-nucleotide messenger RNA. Its product is annotated as zinc finger protein OZF-like. Bases 200 to 1621 code for a protein of 473 amino acids. Gene Ontology annotation, biological process: negative regulation of transcription by RNA polymerase II; regulation of immune system process; regulation of cytokine production. Lineage: Eukaryota; Metazoa; Chordata; Actinopteri; Syngnathiformes; Syngnathidae. The record is from RefSeq and is a predicted model, not a curated record. The transcript has 2 exons.